Trichoplax adhaerens is the source of this 1511-nucleotide messenger RNA. RefSeq names its product protein phsophatase-2a. The coding region runs from base 1 to 924 and encodes 307 amino acids. Lineage: Eukaryota; Metazoa; Placozoa; Uniplacotomia; Trichoplacea; Trichoplacidae. The record is from RefSeq and is a predicted model, not a curated record. Gene Ontology annotation, biological process: peptidyl-serine dephosphorylation; double-strand break repair via homologous recombination. The transcript is spliced from 13 exons. Gene Ontology annotation, molecular function: protein serine/threonine phosphatase activity. Gene Ontology annotation, cellular component: nucleus; cytoplasm.
AUGAUGGAUUACAGCGAUCUUGAUAGACAAAUUGAGCAGUUAAAACUCUGCGAAACUAUAUCUGAGAGUGAAGUCAAAGCGUUAUGUUCCAAAGCUAAGGAAAUCUUAGCAGAAGAGAGUAAUGUCCAGAAGGUCGAUGCACCUGUAACGCUAUGUGGUGACAUUCAUGGGCAAUUUUAUGAUCUAAAAGAAUUAUUUAAAGUUGGAGGAGACGUUCCAGAUACAAAUUACUUAUUUAUGGGAGAUUUCGUUGAUCGAGGAUUUUAUAGCGUAGAAACUUUUCUUUUAUUGCUUGCACUUAAGGUUCGUUAUCCGGAUCGUAUUACCCUCAUACGUGGCAACCACGAAAGCAGACAAAUUACGCAAGUAUACGGUUUUUAUGAUGAAUGUCUCAGAAAAUAUGGUUCUAUUACCGUUUGGAAAUAUUGUACCGAAAUUUUCGAUUAUUUAAGUUUAUCAGCUAUUAUCGAUGACAAGAUCUUCUGUGUCCACGGUGGAUUAUCUCCUUCGAUUAGAACUUUAGACGAGAUCCGAACUAUAGAUCGUAAACAAGAAGUUCCUCACGAUGGGCCGAUGUGUGAUUUGCUAUGGUCCGAUCCUGAAGAAAUUGAAGGGUGGGCCAUUAGCCCUCGUGGAGCUGGAUAUCUCUUUGGUAGUGAUGUAGUAAAGCAGUUUAAUAUUACAAACAAGCUCGAUAUGAUAUGUCGAGCCCACCAGUUAGUAAUGGAAGGCUACAAAUGGCACUUCAAUGAGACUGUACUUACCGUUUGGUCUGCUCCAAAUUACUGUUACAGAUGCGGCAAUGUAGCAGCAAUUCUUGGAUUAGAUGAAAAUUUACAAACUAAUUUCAUGAUUUUUGAAGCCGCUCCGCAGGAAUCAAGGGGUAUUCCCGCGAAAAAACCGCAAGCUGAUUAUUUUUUGUGAUUUCAUAGAAUUAGUAAUACCUAAUCGAUAUACAUGGUUCCAUUAAUAACGGAGAUAUAAAUUGAGUACCCUGUUAUAUAAGAUCUAGCACCAUUACCUAGGAAAAAAAGCAUGAAGGAGGACUAGCAAAUGUACCUUAUUGUCACUCAACUGUUAUUGGUACACUGUAAAUUUUUAUUGUGUACAUGUAUUUAUAUUAUAUUUAUAUCGUUUUAUCUAUUGCAUGAUAGAAAUGUCUCUAUAUUAAUGUUUGUGUUUAUAGCAACGUCUCUAUAUUAUUGCGACUAAUGUAAGCGGAAAUAUUUGAAUAUUCUGCUACUGUGUUCGUUCAGUAAUGUUGCUAAUGAAGUUACUUUAAGUACACGACUAUACUUCUGUUUGAUUAGUAAAUACCGACGCAAAAUCCAACCAUUAACUCUGCUAUAUGUGGAUAGUAUUUCUUUAGUAUAAAAUAAGAAUGCCUACUAAUAUAUAGUAUGUAAAGUAUCUCCUCUUUACCCUAGCUACUCGAUUUUAGAAUAAUGCAAGCACGUAAUUCUUGCAAUCUGUUAUUAUUCGAAUUAUUUGAGCUUGUGUAUACAGUAUUA